Messenger RNA from Arabidopsis lyrata subsp. lyrata, 610 nucleotides. RefSeq lists its product as uncharacterized. Lineage: Eukaryota; Viridiplantae; Streptophyta; Magnoliopsida; Brassicales; Brassicaceae. The record is from RefSeq and is a predicted model, not a curated record. Bases 225 to 557 code for a protein of 110 amino acids. The transcript has 2 exons.
AGGAUCCAGAAGACCUGCCAGAUGUGGUUCAGAAUUUGAAAGGGAAGACUUUCCUUUUUCUUCUCUGUGUUGAGAAAGAAAACAUUUGGGAUGGGAAAGAUUGUUACAAAGUUUCCAGGGUGCUGUCUAAACACGGUCUCUUAGGAGAUGAGGCCCCAGAAGAUUCAGAUCAGUUGGUCAAUCCUGCAUCAAUUGUUUCUGGAGACCAGCCACUGUUGUUGACAAUGAGUCAGGAUACAGAAGACUCAGUUACUCCAUCGUCUAAACGUGUUUAUGCCCUAAACAGUUCUGAAACUGAUCAAGCCUCAAGUUCUAAGAAGGUUUGUAUUCAGCCUGUGGACUUGGUUAAGUCCUCACCAGAGUUUAGAUUUGAGGUUGAGUCUGGAAAGAAGGAUGAUGAACAUGGUGCUGGAGAUGUUAAGGAUGGUGUGAUCAAAGGUGAAGGUGUUAAGAUUGAUGAUGGUGUAUCUGUCAAUGGACAGAGGGUGGAGGUCAAGCCGGUGGAAAAGUUGAUGAGUGUCAAGAUCAAGAGGGAGAUCAAGAAGGAAAAGAAGUGAUCUCAUGAUCAGUGAAAUGGGAGUGUCGGUUUUAGUCAUGUUUUCUUAUUGUU